CCGGUCUCGUCUGUCACUAAAUAAGGUUGACUAAGAACCAGAACAAGAUGGUAUCUCUGCUCCAAAAUGUCAAGGCAACAAUGGCCUGGCGGAAACACCAGCUCCUAGCUGACUUCGAUGAGAAUGAGAGCCCUGUACCCGACAAAUUCAAGAGAAGGGCUUCUUUGAGUUCUCUCAAUACCAUCCGCAUGUCUCUAAGGAAGCGAGUACCAUUAAAGCAAGUAGAGAUGAAUUUUCAUAAGACCCCAACUUGGGAAAGUCUGGGAGCAAGACAGAAGUGCCAAACUCUUCAGAGUAUUAAAAGAACAGCAAAAAAUGCUUUCGGAGCAGUGUCCCAGAAAAUACAGAAGUCUUGCCAAAGCCCAGUACACUCGAUGGUGACCCACCCAGUUGAAUCCAUCAGCAGAAGCUGUGUAACCAGUUCUACCAAGAAAAGAAGUACUACACCUCGAACCCCUUGCCGUAAGAGUGUUACUCCAGCAGCCAGUUCCAAAGACACCCCAAGAUCCAGCAAAAGACCCUUGCUUGGGCCAACAAGGGUGUCAGAACGUAGAGAAUGGAGGGAUUUCUCAUCCCGGCUUGGUAAAGAUGCUGUUUCUUUUCGGAGAUCAAGAAGAGCAGCAGCACUGAAGAGUCCUUAUUCAUCACCUACUCCUGCCAACAGAAAGAUGCGACACACAAUAUCAAACUACUACUAUCUAAUGGCACAAAACUUACAGUCUGCACAUCGAUCUCGGAAACUUUCUCAAGCUAUCAGAAGGCGAGCAAAGAAGGUCCAUCAAGCACUUGGCACCUAAACAGAGAUGGCUGUAACUAUUGUUAGUUUAUGAGUAUAUACAAAGGAGAGCUCUGCGUAGCACUUGAAAGGGUGUGCUCUAUACAUUGAACAUUUUAUAAUCUUUCUUGAUAAAGCAGCUCAUGACUUCCCUUCCCUUGCUUUCUCUUUUCAUAUGAACAAGAGAAUCAAAAUUGCACCACAGUGUAUUAUCUCCUGCUGAGAUGAGGGAC
Gavia stellata (red-throated loon) is the source of this 1008-nucleotide messenger RNA. It is a transcript of the gene PIMREG, whose product is annotated as PICALM interacting mitotic regulator. The transcript has 4 exons. NCBI's taxonomy places the organism in Eukaryota, Metazoa, Chordata, Aves, Gaviiformes, Gaviidae. The coding region runs from base 48 to 797 and encodes 249 amino acids. The record is from RefSeq and is a predicted model, not a curated record.